Adineta ricciae is the source of this 1266-nucleotide messenger RNA. The record is from the annotation of a GenBank genome assembly. Lineage: Eukaryota; Metazoa; Rotifera; Eurotatoria; Adinetida; Adinetidae.
AUGUCUCGUCGUUGUGCGAUCGAUACUUGUCAACAAUCUUCACGUGUUUUGUGUUAUUGUUGCAAUGAAAAUCUUUGUCUCGAACAUUUAUCUACGCAUAAAAAUUCGAAAUCGUUUCUCGAACAAAUCAAAUCUUUCAAUGAAGAAGUACAAAAGUUUGACGCGGAGAAAUUCAUCGAACGCGACCGGAAGAAAUUAAAUAAAUGGCGUGAAGAAAGUUUAAAGAAAAUUCAGCGUUAUUACGAAAACAAAUGCGAAGAACUCGAUCAGUUUUACGAGCGAAAAAUUCACGAACAGAGAAAAGAAGUUGACGCUUUACAACGACGAGUGAUUUAUUAUAAUCAAUAUGAAUAUUCAACAACGAUUGCUGAACUCAAACAGAAGUUUUCAUCGAUUCAACAAAAUGGAAUUCCCAUUCAUUUUCGUUCAUUAACCAUUGAUCCAAAUUGUAUCGCAAUUGGCGAAUUUAAACGAGAAGAUUUUGAUUUGAACGAACUUUCAUUACCCUAUGAAAGAUUAAAUAUACCAAAAACAGCAACUUUUUCAAUGACGAGUAGUGAAAAAUAUUUCCUAAUUGAUCAAAACUCGGAUUUAGUCUUAGUCGAUCAAGAUUCACGAAUUGUUAAACAAAUUCCAUGGCAAUUCGGAAGUAUUCGUGAUAUGUGUUGGUCAUUUGCUUUAACAAGUUUUAUUUUAAUCACAGAAAUUAAUAAAACAUAUUUACUCAAAGAAAAAACUCUUUCAAUUACUUGUCUCGAAUCAAUGGCCAAUCAAUUGUGGAUUUUAUGCACAUGUUCCAAUUCGUUAUUAUAUUUAGUUUCAUUAAAUCACGCCAUUGUGGAGUUUUGUCUUUUACCAAGGUUAAUUUCUAAUCGUCGAUGGGAUCAACCAGAUACGUGUCAAAAAUUUGAAACAAUUAAAGAUAUUUCAUCAAGUGAUGAUUUAUUGGCAUUGAUUAUUACAUCGGAGAAAACUCAAAUGGUUCAUUUAAUUCUUCGUUCAUUGGCGACAUUUGAUCAAAUAUUUUCAAUUCAAUUGGAUAUUGUCAAUCAUCGAUCGUAUCGACUAUCGAUGCGUUGUUGUUUAUUCAAAAAGAAUCAAUGGUUGAUUUGUGAUGCAAAUACUUCACGACUUUUUCAUAUUGGAAAAGAUGGUAAAGUGAAAGGAACAUUCAAAUAUGAACAAGAACCUUUUCAUCUUGCUGUUUUCGAUUCAAAAAUCUUGGCAAUUCGAACGGAGAACACCGUUGAUUUUCAUCAUUUAUAA